Messenger RNA from Sphenostylis stenocarpa, 543 nucleotides. The record is from the annotation of a GenBank genome assembly. Lineage: Eukaryota; Viridiplantae; Streptophyta; Magnoliopsida; Fabales; Fabaceae.
AUGAGUAGGGCAACGAGCAAGGCUUGGAUUGCGGCUGCUAGUGUCGGAGCCGUGGAGGCUUUGAAGGACCAGUUGGGUGUGUGCAGGUGGAAUCAUGGUUUGAGGUGUGUUCAGCAGCAUAUGAAAAACCAUGUCAGGUCCUUCUCUCAAGCAAAGAAUGUUUCUUCUUCAUCUGCAGUUGCUGCAAGCAAGCUAAAGGGUGAGAAGGCCAAGCAAGCUGAAGAGUCCUUCAGGACUGUUCUCAAGAAUAUUGAGAGGAUCACUGUAAGAUCUACUUCAUUAGAAAUGAGUGCACCCAAAAGAACUUGGACUGUGGCUGUUACUGUUGGAGUUGUGGAGACUUUGAAGGACCAGGGUCUCUGCAGAUGGAAUUCUGGUUUCAAGUCAGCUCAGCAAAGCGUGAAAAGCCAUGUUAGAUCGUUGUCACAGGCAAAGAAACUUUCUUCUGCAUCUUCAGCUAUGGUUUCUGGCAGAAUGCAUGAAGAGAAGGCUGAAGAAUCCUUGAGGAGUGUCAUGUACUUGAGUUGCUGGGGUCCCAACUGA